AUGACGGUGUCAGGACAUGCGUCUCCUGAGGCGGUAGUCGCCGUGACCGUGGUCUUUACGGUGAUGGCGGUGGUCGUCGUUGCGGCGAGAUUGUAUGCUCGACUUGGAGUUGGAAGAAACGCUGGGUUGGACGAUCUGUUCAUUGGAAUUUCAUUGCUUUUUGCCGUUGCCACCACAAUCACGAUGUGCAUACAGGCACGAUAUGGGAUGGGAAGACAUAUCAAGUCACUCAGCCAGGACGAGGUCAAGAAGCAGCUCAUGGCAUUCUACGUCUCGAUAUGGGUCUACAACCUCUCGCUCUCCUGCACAAAAAUCUCCAUCCUUCUCCAGUACCUCCGAAUCUUCCCUCAACCACGGUUUCGCAGAUGCUGUUACGCCAUGCUGGUUGUGGUCGUUGUUUACAGCUUCUACACCUUCUUCACCGCCGUCUUCGCCUGCACGCCGAUUGAGUACUUCUGGGACCAGUCUGUUGGAGGGCAUUGCUUGGACAGGUUUGCGGUUUGGUUCGCCAACGCUGGCAUCAACAUCGGAACCGACAUACUCACAGCCAUCCUACCAUUACCAGUGCUGAAGCAACUCGAGCUCCCCAAACGCCAGCGUUACGCUCUCAUGACCGUCUUUACCUUGGGAGGCUUCACCUGCAUCGUCUCCAUCCUCCGCCUGCAAUCCCUCUACGUAAUCUCCCGUACCAAGGACACAAGCUGGGAGAACCCCCUCGCAGCAAUCUGGUCCAACGUCGAGAUCAACAUCGCAAUCCUCUGCUCCUGCCUCCCCACGCUCCGCUGCAUCUUCCCCAAAAUCUUCAAAUCCCAACUCUCCCGCGACAGAUCCGGCACCAACCAUGAACCCCACGAAGACAGUGGCGGAGGACGCUGCACGCCCAAGUUCCUCACCAGCCUCGGCGUCACAAAACUCCUGAGCAAAGUCCACUCCUCAAGUUCCGGCGACACGUCCUCUCGCUCGUACAACGCCAAUCCCUACCGCUCCCACCGUCCCGCUGCGCAGAGCGAGACUAGUCUAGAGGCUUUCGGGAGGAGUCUACACCACAGCGUGGGCGUGGGAAAGCAAAAGAGCGCAUGCGUCAGGACGCAGAGCAGUUUCGACGAUAUCGAUCUAAGGGGGUUGGACAGGAGUGGUUCGUCGAGGAAGAAGGAACCGCCGAAUGGCAGGAUCCAUGUGUUGACGGCGAUUGAUCAGCAGGUGGAGGUGGAGAGGAAGGGGGAUAGCGAUUGUGAGAGUACGAGGGAUUUGGUGAGGGAUAAGGGGUACGUGUGA
Molecule: messenger RNA, 1275 nt
Organism: Zasmidium cellare ATCC 36951
Lineage: Eukaryota; Fungi; Ascomycota; Dothideomycetes; Mycosphaerellales; Mycosphaerellaceae
Exons: 5
Coding region: 1-1275 (424 amino acids)
Source: RefSeq, a predicted model, not a curated record